This is a messenger RNA of Daldinia vernicosa, 1507 nucleotides long. RefSeq lists its product as uncharacterized. NCBI's taxonomy places the organism in Eukaryota, Fungi, Ascomycota, Sordariomycetes, Xylariales, Hypoxylaceae. The coding region runs from base 348 to 1265 and encodes 305 amino acids. The transcript is spliced from 2 exons. The record is from RefSeq and is a predicted model, not a curated record.
CGAUUGGCUACGAAACUAUUUCUUAAGUGUUUUGUCCAUGGUUUCGGAAACUUCGGGCAACAUUUUCGCAAGAUAGAGGCUAUUAGGUCGAAGUCAGCGAGAUAGAUGGCUUGUGUGAUUGAUACUUGCUUCAGCAAAAAUGGUGUAUAUAAGACUCGAGAUGAAUCGCAGUCUAGCAAUGAUUCUACUCUCGUCAGCACUACAACAAAAACCUUCAAUUUACAAUCCAUUUAAUUCAUAAUUCUCUUCCAUUGUCUUGAGGACAGCCCUGGUGGCAUAUUUUAACGUCAUAAUUCCUGUUUAUUAAUUCUCCAUUCUCCAAGUCGUCAAGUCGUCAAGUCGUCACGAUGCGCUACUCACUCAUUGCCACUUCUGGCCUUCUUGCCACUGUUUAUAGUCACGGUCUUGUGACAUCUAUCAAGGGAGCGAAUGGCGUGGUGAUGCCCGGACUUAGCGUUGCCGAUGGUACGCCCCGAGACUGCACCUCCAACUCUUGCGGGUCACAGGCCGAUACGGCAAUCAUCAGAGACCGUGAGAUAUCAUCGGGCAAGGCGAGUGCUCUGGGCCGGACCCAAGGCAAUGGUCCUAUCGACCCCGCUGUCAUGAUCCAGAAUUUCAUGGGAGCAGGCGCAACGGUUCCAACUAACAAUGGUUCUGGUACCGGUGUGGAAGACGACAUCCCGGCAAACGUAGCAAAGAAGAGCACUUCCUUCCCUCGAGCACUGAAGGACUUGCUUUCGGGUCUCACUGGUGGCGCUGGUGGUAAUAAAGCUAAGACCGGCGCGGGAACCAAGACCGAGACGGCUGAAGAAACCUCGGUUGCCUCUACAGCUGGUCAGGGUGCUACAUCGGGUCUCCCCACAUGUGCAGAUGACGGUUCAAUCACCAUGACAUUCCGACAGAUCAAUCAAGAUGGUGCUGGUCCGAUCGAAGCCGCCGUCGACGGAACCUCGGGUGGUCAGGACCCUGACGCGUUCAAGACCGCCGAAGUAACUCAGGAUGUUCCGGGCUCAGGAUUCCUAGGAUUAUCCACAGCCACCAAUACGGACUUUCCCUUGACUGUACAGAUGCCCGCAGGAAUGACCUGCGACGCUACUGUCGGCGAUGCUCAGAACGUCUGCAUUGUGAGAGUUCGGAACAAUGCAAUUGCAGGACCGUUUGGAGGCUCAGCGGCUUUCACCCAGUCCCCUGCUGCACGCAAGCGGGCAAUCAACUACCGCUUGAAGAAGCGUAGCAACGCUGAGCAGAACCGCCGCCUCAGAUAAAUGAUUUAGCCUAAGAGCUAUUAUGUAUGAUAGAUGAAGAUUGGAGUCGGAUAUAGGGGAGGUUUAGGAUUAUCGUCUAGGUAGAUCGUCUUGAUGAAUAUUAGUGAGGUUCUAGUGAGGUAUCAGUGAGAUUUUAGUGAAGUAUAAGUGAGGUUUUAGUGAGGCUUUAGUGAGGUAUAAGUGACGUUAAUUCAAUCGUUAGCGCUAAAGCUCGGUCUAUUCAGCUUCAGCACAAACCACCG